AUGAAUAUCCAAGAGUCCAUUUAUAAGCAGAAAUCUAUGGUUGAUUGGAUUAAGCUAGGGGAUUCAAAUUCUCACUACUUCUUUUCUGUUAUGAAGCACAGGCAAGGUAGAAAUAGAAUUGAUUCUAUCUUUACUGAAGAUGAUUUCCAUUUGAAAGAUCCUGAUCUUAUUGAAAAUGAGAUUGUGGGAUUCUAUAAAGGGCUCCUUGGUUCUAGUGCUAGCUCUCUCCCUGCUGUUUAUUUAGCCACUUUUAGGAUAGGUUCUCAACUCAGCUCUUGUUCUAUUGAUAUUUUGUCUUCUGUGGUUACUACUUCUAAGAUUGAUAGUGCUCUAGCUCAGAUUGGUGAUGAUAAGGCGCCGGGAAUCGAUGGUUUUAAUGCUAUUUUCUUCAAAAAGGCUUGGCCUAUGAUCAAAACUGAUAUCUAUACUGCUAUCUUCUCUUUCUUUGAGACUAGUGUCAUUGCUAAGUAG
Messenger RNA from Chenopodium quinoa (quinoa), 471 nucleotides. RefSeq lists its product as uncharacterized. Lineage: Eukaryota; Viridiplantae; Streptophyta; Magnoliopsida; Caryophyllales; Amaranthaceae. Bases 1 to 471 code for a protein of 156 amino acids. The record is from RefSeq and is a predicted model, not a curated record. The transcript has a single exon.